AUGGUCAUGCCGACGCCUGCGCCGAUCGUUUCUGACAGCAAUGGCAACGUGUACCCCAUCGACCCCAACGGCAAGAUCGCAUGCGCAGUGCUCAACAUGGCGCAUUUGGUCGAAGAGUUUGUCGACAAGACCGAGUGCUACACCGUCGCGGAGCGCCGCGCCCGCCUCCGAAUACUGCUGCUCGAGGCUGCUCGGGCUCUCGAGUACCAAAAGAUCGAGUUCUGGCUCGACAGCGGGUCGCUUCUCGGUGCUGUUCGUGAGCAUGACGUGCGCCGAGAUGAUGUCGACACCGCUAUUGGUCUCACGCAAGCGGCCAUGGACCAGCUGCGUCAAACACGGCUGAUCACAUUGCAUCCGCGCUACGCGCUCUUCCUCAAGAACAGCCCAAACCACCUUGACGCGCCGUUCUCGUACCCGUCGGGUCGCUUUGUCGACACGCAGACAGGGCUGUACACGAACACUGUGGUGACCGAGAUGCUUGGGCCCGUCGUGUCUCCGCACACGGCGGCGUGCAAGUACUGCGCCGACGAAGGCCGCUUUAACGUGCCGACCGACUGGAUCUUUCCGCUGCGGCGGUGCUCCAUCGACGGCUUUGACGUAUUUUGUCCCGCACGCGCGGACAAGUACCUGACGCUAAUGUACGGCGACAUGGACAUGAUCGAGCAGUAA
This is a messenger RNA of Saprolegnia diclina VS20, 669 nucleotides long. RefSeq lists its product as hypothetical. Bases 1 to 669 code for a protein of 222 amino acids. NCBI's taxonomy places the organism in Eukaryota, Oomycota, Saprolegniomycetes, Saprolegniales, Saprolegniaceae. The transcript is spliced from 2 exons. The record is from RefSeq and is a predicted model, not a curated record.